CCGGCUCAGUCGAUAAAGGCAGCGCCACUCCCCGUCGCCUCGGGAAGCUUCCGGACUCCACGCGAACCUUGAUCUCGUCUCCUUCCUCCCCUCUGGCGGCGCCACUCCGAUCGAUCCUCCCCGUCCGCGACCAAUAUGAGGAGAGGCUACAGCUACAGCCCAUCCCCACCACCGAGAGGCUACAGGGGAAGGGCCCGUAGCCCAAGUCCCCGUGAUCGUUAUGAUGGUCGGGGUAGAGAUCUCCCAACCAGUCUUUUGGUCAGGAACCUUCGUCGUGACUGCAGGCCAGAUGACCUUCGCCGGCCAUUUGCACAGUUUGGUCGUCUUAAAGACGUAUAUAUUCCAAGGGAUUACUAUACUCAGGAGCCACGGGGAUUUGGGUUUGUGCAGUACUUUGAUCCCAACGAUGCGGCAGACGCAAAAUACUACAUGGAUGGACAGGUCAUUCUUGGUAGAGAAGUUGCAGUUGUUUUUGCACAGGAGAACAGAAAGAAGCCUGCUGAGAUGAGAACCAGAGAAAGUAGCAGAGGUCGGUCUUACGAUCGGCGGCACUCUCCUUCCCCAAGGGGGCGGCCAUCUUACCGCGGCCGUAGCUACUCAAGGUCUCCAUCACCUCGGCCCGCAAGGCGGAGGUUCAGAGACGAGUCUCCCUCGCGCUCCCGCUCGCCCAGCGGAUCGAGGAGUGCGAGUCCAUUGGAUGGGAAGUACGGCAGGUCCUCACGAAGAGAGAGGUCGAUUUCGGUUAGCGGUUGAAGCAUCAGUAGCUCUGCUCGGGUCUCUAGAACUGUAGUGGACUUGCUCGUGGGAAUCUAAGUUUGCUAUCGCUUUUGUGAACCGCGCUAACCGUGGAUUUAUAGAGAGAAGAUUGCCGUCGUGUAUCAGCAAGAGUAUGUCAAACUGUGUCUGCGGCUCUGUACCUUUGCACUAGAUUAUUUAGCGCAUAAAUAAAAUGACUCUGCAUUGCAUA
Triticum dicoccoides is the source of this 967-nucleotide messenger RNA. Its product is annotated as serine/arginine-rich SC35-like splicing factor SCL33. Bases 136 to 753 code for a protein of 205 amino acids. The record is from RefSeq and is a predicted model, not a curated record. Lineage: Eukaryota; Viridiplantae; Streptophyta; Magnoliopsida; Poales; Poaceae. The transcript has 6 exons. Gene Ontology annotation, molecular function: RNA binding.